AUGUCUUUGCCACUGCCACCAUCAUUAUUGACCACGUCAUGCCUCUCUGCUGUCUCCAGCUCCACACCAACGCCCAACGCAUAUGACUGGAAAAGUUUGGAGGGGGUCGAGCAUUGCCAGCAACAACACCACACCAACCAGCCACGGACGCGAACUUGCUGCCAUGUCGACACCCUGUUGACCAACCCCGGCAUCAUGGUCAACGUCCCCUCGCCUGUCACGUCAGGCUCCCUUGCUUGGGGGCUGCUGCCCUCACUGUUUCAUUUGUCCAAACCCUGUCGCAACUACUUCACCCCUCAUGUCACUAACUACUCGCUGUCACGUCACCUCCACCACCAGUCAACGAAGGGGGCACAUGGGAGAGAGUACCAUGAUAGCAGAGAAGGGAGCCAUUGGGGGUUCGAUUUUGAGCUGGUGGCCAGCAUCCGUCACACUGGUGACAAUGUGGAAAAAUAUAGUGGACAUGCUGCGUGCUCUAGGUUGCUUCCACAUCUGGCCCAAAUAGUGGUGUAUAAACAACAAUUGUAG
Laccaria bicolor S238N-H82 is the source of this 528-nucleotide messenger RNA. RefSeq lists its product as uncharacterized. The transcript is spliced from 4 exons. The record is from RefSeq and is a predicted model, not a curated record. Lineage: Eukaryota; Fungi; Basidiomycota; Agaricomycetes; Agaricales; Hydnangiaceae. Bases 1 to 528 code for a protein of 175 amino acids.